Paramuricea clavata is the source of this 4109-nucleotide messenger RNA. The record is from the annotation of a GenBank genome assembly. Lineage: Eukaryota; Metazoa; Cnidaria; Anthozoa; Malacalcyonacea; Plexauridae.
AUGGAAAAAACUGAGAACGAAAAACUGGAGAUGGAAAUGGAAAAAAAUGAAAAAAAGCGGGAAUUAAUGCAGCAGCAGGAAAAAAUUGCAAAAUCAGAAAUGGAAAAAUUAGUUGAAGAGGUACAUGUAUACCCACGGUCUUUUACUGUAGACUUAGUUGGUAGUAGGUUAAGCGAGGGAGGGGGGACAACGGAUUAAGACAACGCAUAGAUCAGUGUAAUCAGUGAACCUUGCAUGCUCGACAUGUUCUUAAUUGAAGCUGAAAUAAACAUGAAUUAAGAAUAAGUUUGUUUGUCGUAUAUGUAAUAGAAGCACAUGGUGCCUUGCUUUUUGUGGUAAAACUAAACAAAUGACCAAUUGCACUCGACAUGCAGACCUUCAAGGAGAACAGCAUAAUCUAUUAUAUUUGACUCAAUUAUGAUGACUGGCAAAAGCUUUAAUUUGAAAAAAUAUUUUCAGUAUGGAAGAUGACAGAAAUAAAAAGAAAAGAAGAGAGGCUUAAAAAAAUGGAAAGGUGAGGGUAAUUGUUGUCGUUCUGGUCUGAUAUUCAGAUGUCGUGUGAGCGAAAGUUUAGAUAAAUAUUGUUUAACAUCUAUAUAUGAUUUAUAUAUAACUUGGAAAGAGAUAUUGCAAUCUUAACAACGAGUGAAUUAAGAGUAUGUAUGUUAAAAGGUUGAGUGACUCCCCUGAGUCCAAAAACAAGUGUAAACAGAGUGGUGUGUUUUAUCCUAAAGUUCUGAAAUAUUGCUUUCACAUUGUUAUAGUCGUUUAGGAGAAAUUAUACUCGGCUCCAAAAAUGGCGGCGCGUGAAAAACUAAUUCAUUUCUAUUAUUAAAGAUGGAAGAUUGAAAAAAAUCGAAACGAAAAACUGGAGAUGGAAAUAGAAGAAAAUGAAAAAGACCGGAAAAUAUUGCAGCGGCAGAAUGAAAUAACAAAAUCAGAAAUGGAAAAAUUACGAGCCGCGGAAGAGGUUCUGAAAUAUUGCUUUCACAUUCUAUUAUUAAAGAUGGACAACGGAAAAACAAGUUAAUGAAAAUUACAAGAAAAUUUCUUAUUUCAUACUGCAUGUAUGUACAUAUUUUAUACUGUAUGUACAUAUUUUAUACUGUAUGUCCUUACUUAUUUUAUACUUUAUGUCCUUACUUAUUUUAUACUGUAUGUACUUUGUACUGAUUUUAUACUGUAUGUACUUUGUACUGAUUUUAUACUGUAUGUACUUACUUAUUUUAUACUUUAUGUACUUACUUAUUUUAUACCGUAUGUACUUACUUAUUUUAUACCGUAUGUACUUACUUAUUUUACACCGUAUGUACUUUGUACUGAUUUUACACCGUAUGUACUUUGUACUGAUUGUAUACCGUAUGUACUUUGUACUGAUUUUAUACUAUAUGUACUUAAUUAUUUUAUACCGUAUGUACAGGCUUACUUAUUUUAUACUGUAUGUACUUACUCAGGGCAAAGCGACUACAAUGGAAAAUGGCCUUUAUACUUUCCUUUCAGUAAACAUUAAAUUAGAUUUUUACUGUACAUUAACCACCCACACUGAUCAAUUUUAGAUGGUAUAUCAUAUAAAAAAUUUGAAACAAAAAGUCAACUUGUUGUCCAGAGAAGUUUCAAUAAGGUAACGAGGGACAAAAUUUACAUUUUUAUGGUAGUGUAAUAUUUUUACGAGUGUGUAUCCACAUCAGGCAUUGAUAAAUUUGCUAAACGGCCCUAAUCACGAUGGGAGUCGAACUAGUCUAAUGCUCUGCUAACAGAACUACAAGAUGGCAAAACAUACAACAACUUUGAUGGAUAUAUGAAAAGCCUCUUGAAAUAACAACAAGAGAUAGAUUGAACCAGGAGGAAAUGUCCACCAGCAGCUGCAGCAACAGCAGUAACAACAAUAGCAGCAGCGAGGACGAGCAUUCACCAGAAUCUGACGCAACCCGCCAUUUCGAGGUUGAAUCUGACCGAUUCUGACGAAGAAACACCAAUGGAAAAGGACCUUUACCCACUUGAGUGGCUGGAUGAGCCACGUCCGGUCGGAAAAAUGCAGAUAAUUCAAAUGCGAAAUCUGUGGGAAAAUUUGCAAGAGCGAAGGGGGUUUACGGACCCACAAACAUGGAAGUAAAAAAUGUAAGGAGAUGGCGGCGAACAUAGAAAGACAAAAUAAAUCUACGCAGGAAAAAACAGGAAAAAAUUGAAAAAAGAACAUUUACAAGGCUUAAAAAAAAGGGAAAAAAGUAGCUACUAAAUUAUAUUAAGAAUUGAUUUAAUUAUCUACUACUAAUUAAUUAGCUACUUAAUUCUGACUAAACCCGAAAAUAUCCCAUCAAUUCUCGUCGACACAGCUUCAAUUCAUUUCACCCACAUAUUCAAUUCACGUGCGAAGAAUUCGUAGAUAGCAACGAUGUUCAUUUCUUAGAUAUUAAAAUCGACCCGCCGGGGACAACUAUAUAUAUCGGAAAUCAACCCAUACCGGACAGUACUCACACUAUUCCAGCUUCACACCUUGGUCUCGGAAAAUAGCAUGGAUUCGUGCCCUUGUUCAACGCGCCCAAAAGAUCUGCAGCGCCCCUGAUCUGCUGGACCGCGAAAUCCAAAAGAUCAAGCAAUUCGCUUCCUGGAAUUGCUUUCCACGCUGGUCAGUCACAAAGUUAAUCAAAACCUUCACUGAUAAUAAACCCAACGAACCCAUAACCCAUGAAAGAAGUAAAAGCAUAUCAACAAUUUGGAUUAAAUUGCCUUUUAUUGGUAAGAAAUGUUGUAGUCUUGUACGAAAUUGCACACGUAAGAUCUCACGACUCAUAGAGAGACCCGUAAAGUUCGUCACCUUCUGGCAAACUGUUAACGCUAGCACUUUUAUAUCUAAAAAAGAUCCUAUUCCAAAACCUUACAAUACAUAAUACUAUUUUCUCGUUCUUUCAGAUAUAGGGAGGAAUUUGAAAAACUUGUAGAGAACAUAAAGGAAAAAGACGAAGAAAUAGAAAUUUUAAAAGAAACAAACAAAUGGUUGAGUGAAAAGGUUAGUUUCAAAUAUGGACAAUUCAUUCAUAAUAAAACGAUAAACUUGACAAAGUCAGUUACGUGUCAACGAUAAACACAAUAAUGACAAAUCAAUAAAGGCUGGGCGUGAGGGGUUGGAACACUCACGAUCGUCAGGUAGUCGGCAAAUUAUCUAUUCCUAGUUGGAUAAGAACGAAAGAAACUAACAUGUUUAUAUUCAGAAUGUUCGUUACUUAAGACAAAAAUCAGAUGCUAAGAGAACAGGCUUUGGUAUGCAAAAGUAAAAACAAAAACUUAACCAUACAAAUUGUUAAGUUUAAAAAAAAAAGGAAUUAGCUGAAAAAAGGUAAAGGAAAGGUUGUAUGGAGAUGUCGUUUAGACGAAACUUUGCAUAAUCAUCCACCUUUUCUUGAGUUGGGCUCCUUCGUUCAUCUUCCUUUUUCGUUGGGUGAAACUUAAUGUAUAUAUUAUUUUUUUAUUGUAUAUAUUUUGUUAUAAAGCUCCUGACAUUUUCACUGCACAUAAAUUCAGUGGCGUAACGCAACCGCUGGGCCCCCUCCGUCAAUCGGCCACUUUGGGCCCCUUUGCUCCACUAAAAAUAGGCUCCAAAAAUUUUUCUCGGAACAAUUUAUUUUUAGCGACCUCCCCCCAGGAUGACAACACCAUUAUCACGAGCAUACUCUAUGGUGGAGAAAAUCUUCGUGUGCGUUUCAUAGCUAACCAAUUAAGCCUCUAUAGAGGAUUACAGCUUCAGGAUACGAUAUUGUACUGGUUUAAUAAAUUAUUGUGAUAUACAUGUAGCAGUGAAACUUAUAUAUAUAUAUAUAUUUGUUUAAUUUAUAUUUCUUUUGCCUUUAGAAACAUUAAAUGCCAGAUAUGUGGGCAGUAAGUGGUUAUAAAGCUCCUGAAAGUUUCACUGCACAUAGAUUAACUAUUUUCCCAAUUCCUAUUAUUAAACUAUUUUUCAUUAAAAGCAUCUGUGUUUGCUUGAAACUAUGAAUAAUGAUUUCUCAAUCCGGUUUUGAAACAACUCCAUUGCUCGACUCAUGUAUGGUUUCUCUUUGUUUUAGGACCUGCUUGGAUCAGGUGGGCCUGAGAAGCCACCAAAGCAAAAACACUAA